Molecule: messenger RNA, 708 nt
Organism: Entamoeba invadens IP1
Lineage: Eukaryota; Evosea; Mastigamoebida; Endamoebidae
Exons: 1
Coding region: 1-708 (235 amino acids)
Source: RefSeq, a predicted model, not a curated record
AUGGGCGUUUCAACUAUGUGUACACCAAGGUGUAGACAUCAAGUCAACAAUUGUGAAGUAUGUGACAGUGAGACAACGUGUCAAAAGUGUAUAGAUGGUUAUAUAUUAAUAGAUGGACAGUGUCAGACAUGUCAGUACUAUGGAGAGUGCUACCAAUGUGAUAUUUAUAAAUGCACUGCAUGUAGUGCAAAUUACAAAUAUCGUUCUGAACUCUCACGCUGUGACUUUUGUGAAACAGAGUUGGGGUAUUAUUUUAGUGGUAACGACUGUUAUAAAUGCAAUUCGAUAUGCAAGUUAUGUACAAGCGCUUCAAUUUGUACUGAGUGUAUAGACGGUUAUUAUUUAAAAGAUUCAAAGUGUUUGCCAUGCACAUUAACUGGCUGUUCAAAAUGUUUAGAAACGGAGUGUUUAACAUGUAAAACGGGGUUUUAUUUAAACAACGAAAAGUUGUGCAGUCCAUGCUCGGACUAUGGGAAGUGCAAUCAAUGUACAAUAGACGGAUGUACUUUAUGUGCCAAUAAGAUGUAUUACAACACAACUACGAAAUUGUGUGAGAGUUGUGUUGAAGAAUGUGAUGUUUGUGAGAACUCGUAUUCAUGUAAUAAGUGCAACAAUGCCUCUAUCUAUUACAAAGAAGAUGAAAUAAAGUGUGCGACUUGUCCAGUUAAUAACAAAUAUUUUGUCAAAGGAUUAAAUUGCAAAAAUUGA